Protopolystoma xenopodis is the source of this 624-nucleotide messenger RNA. The record is from the annotation of a GenBank genome assembly. NCBI's taxonomy places the organism in Eukaryota, Metazoa, Platyhelminthes, Monogenea, Polystomatidea, Polystomatidae.
CUGAUAUAUCAGCUUCUUCUCGCUGAGGGGGGUCUAGGUGGGCCAGUGCCUGAUGCUUGGCUUGCCAGCGGUGCCUUCCUUUCUGUGCUUACUGAGGACGGCGCUACAAGUGAUCUUGUGAUGGAAGCAGCCACUGGCAGGCUUUACCACAGGCCAACAGGCCAUUUAGUAAAUCUCUCGGCAACUACAUCUGGGGUUGAACUCGGAGUGGCAGGUGACGGAACAGCCAGUGGGGAUGGUAGCACUACUGUGGCAACUACAAGUGCUCGUGUUGGACAGACUAGCGUGGACGGAAUAGGUCACGAUGCCUAUAUUGCCGGCCCUGGUCAUCACAUUAAAGAGGACGAUUCGACAUCGGCCGGUGAUUUGCACCUUCGUGCUACCGAGCAGGCUGGAGUUACUGGACUUGCCGCAUACAAGCUAGAGUCAGUCGGUACACCAGUAGGUCAGGCUGUUGAAGAAGUGGUUGACCUCAAUACCCUCUUCCCAGGAGUUACAGUCACAGAGGUCUCGCCUGGCGUCUGUCUAGUUACCAAACCUGAUGGAGCCAAGUAUCAGGUUGAGCACGGCGGAGAAGGAAUUACUUUGGAAACUCUUCAGGCCAUUCUUCAGAUUGAUUCGUAA